UUAAAAGGGAUUUGUUAUAAUAAUAUGUAUACACCAUAAUAAUAAUUUUAUGAUAAUAAUUGCAUACGAAAGUAAUUAAUUAAGAAUGGAAGUCGUUGGCAAGUUUCACAUGAUAAAAGAAACGGUGUCAUGGUAUCUCCUCCCUCUACGUACCGACAAUGCUCUUCCUUGCUACGACCACGCAUAUGUUUCUGGAUAUGAGUCUGAGUUUGAUGUUGUUGCCAUUGGUGAACGGAGAGACAGAGUCCGUAAGAUCUUAUUGCGGGCUCUUGUUCACUCAGAGCAACCCGAAGAUGUAUUUUGUGCAAUGACUAUGCUUCAAGGUUUGUUGCUAAGCGCGAGUAACAACCCUAAGAAAAGGAGAAAAGCGUUGUAUCUACUUGCCAUCGGGUACUAUAAACGUGGAAACUACUUGAAAUGUAGGGACCUGGUCUAUGAUUGCCUAGAGAUUGCACCAUGCUGGCUCAAGGCACUUAAUCUCAAGUUGUUAAGUGAAGAUCGUAUUAAUAAAGAGGCAAUAAAGGAUAAGCUCAUUGAUGCUGUCACUAUAGUUGGUGCUGUCUCUAGCUUACUUGGACAUACUAGCCUGUUUUCAUGGGUCUCCGAGGCAUUGGCAUUCAUGAAUUUGAUCAAAGAUCGUGUUAAAGGUGUGCCGGCUUUAUUGCCCGAGACUAGUAACCUCUUGCAAGUGAAAGAAGAGAUUUGCUCACUUGCUGAUCGGUAUUAUACGAGAGGAAACUACUUGAGGAGCAGACUCAUUAUUGAUCACUGCUUGGAGAUUGACCCUGAAUGGAAGCCAGCAAUAAAACUCAAGGAAAUACUUGAAUCUGCAGAAAGACCAGCAAUAACUGUCAAGCAAUCAAAUGAAUAUGUGUGGUAUGCAGGUGAAGCAAUUGGCCUGUGGAUUUGUAUAGCAAUUGGUGUCGGGGUUGUGGCUUUAUCAAGGCGCAGAAGAUGACAUUGUAUAUAGGUCAUAUCUAGGAUUUUGUAGUUAAAUUCCAGUAUGUAGCAAAAAGAUUCAGACAUGCAAUUGUGCUUAUUUGUCAUCAUGUUGAUAACUUGAUGGAUAUUGCGCAAAAGCAUAAGAGUAUGAAAAAGAGAUCGUUGAGAACUGGAAUAGCAGCAAGAAGAAAUACAUGAAAAUUUUGUUAACUUGUAAAGAGACAAUGCAAAUGAUAAAUGACACAUGUAAUGCUGAAAAUGUUAGAUUUUCCAACAA
This is a messenger RNA of Erigeron canadensis, 1219 nucleotides long. RefSeq names its product mitochondrial fission 1 protein A-like. Gene Ontology annotation, molecular function: protein binding. Gene Ontology annotation, cellular component: peroxisomal membrane; mitochondrial outer membrane. The transcript has 9 exons. Bases 86 to 958 code for a protein of 290 amino acids. The record is from RefSeq and is a predicted model, not a curated record. Lineage: Eukaryota; Viridiplantae; Streptophyta; Magnoliopsida; Asterales; Asteraceae. Gene Ontology annotation, biological process: peroxisome fission; mitochondrial fission; autophagy of mitochondrion.